Messenger RNA from Monoraphidium neglectum, 1200 nucleotides. RefSeq lists its product as hypothetical. The transcript has 9 exons. The record is from RefSeq and is a predicted model, not a curated record. NCBI's taxonomy places the organism in Eukaryota, Viridiplantae, Chlorophyta, Chlorophyceae, Sphaeropleales, Selenastraceae. Bases 1 to 1200 code for a protein of 399 amino acids.
AUGGCCGCCUCCAUGCUUAACGCUGCUGGGAACCCUGAUGGCAGCGGCACCGCCACUGUGGGCCUCACACACAGCCCCCAGAUCGAUGUCACUGCAGGAGCCGUGAGCGUUAACCUGGGCUUGAGCCGAGUGCUGACCCCCAUCAGCAUCAACGUGCUGGAGCUCAUUGUUUUGGACCACAACAGGCUCAGGGCCCUGUACGACUGCUACACAAAGCUGGGGCCCGGGCUAUCGGCUGAGAACCGGCAGCUGCUGUCGUGGGAGCUUAUCAUGUGCAUGUCAGAGCACGCGGCCAAGGAGGAGCUUGUGCUGUACCCCGCCAUCAGGGCUGUGUUUGGCGACAUGGAGGCGGACAAGUGCCUGCAGGAGCACGCGCAGGUCAAGCGCCUCACUGCCCAGCUGGACACCAUGGUUUCGACCGACCCGGCCUUUGAUAUGGCCGUGAGGGGGGCGGUCGAGGCCAUGCUGGCCCACGUGGCAGAGGAGGAGGGCACCCUGCUGCCGCGCAUGGGGGACGCGCUGACGCCGGUGACGCUGCUGCAGCUGGGGCUGCAGUUUGAGGCCGCAAAGGUGCGCGCCCCCACGAGGCCUCACCCCGAGGCCCCAAACCUGCCGCCCUUCAACGAGGCUUCCCUGGCGGCCGCAAAGCAGGUCGACACUGCCCUGGACCAGGCUCGCAUGCCGUCAGUCGUGCCUGCCAUGGUCGCCCUCAAGGGCGGCGGCCCAGAGGGCGCCCCCACCCCCCAGGCUGUGCCCACUGAGCCUGCUGGCACAACCAGCGCGGGCAUGGAGCUCGGCGGCGGCGCCGAGGGCGGCGCGUCAGAGGCGCCUAUGGAGGUGAUUGGCGGCAUCGGCGGCGUGAGUAUGGGUGGGACUGCUGCCGGCGGCGCUGCAGGCCUGCCCACAACGGGUCUCGGCGCCAACGCCGGCAGCACCGGCGGCGGAGCAGGCGCGCUGAUGGAGGGUCUUGGCGGAGGCGCUGCUGGCACUGGCGGCGGUGCAGGCACGCCCAUGGAAGGCCUCGCCGCCGGCGCCGCCGGCACGGGCGGCGCCGGCGCCGCUGAUAUGCCAGAUGUGACGCGUGAUGAUGUCAUGGGCCCAGGCGGUGCCGAAAACCGCCGCGAGGCAGCGAAGGCUGCGGCGGCGCCUGGCGGCGAAAUGGAUGACAUCACGGCGCCCGAAAUCGACGCCGCGCCGUGA